UUUUUUGUUUCAAUAUUGAUUUGAAUGUAUUUCAUUAAAUUAUUAUCAUUGAUGAUUUUUGGUAUUGUUUUAAACACCUGAAUAUAAAAUAUGGUUAGCCAAGAUGAAUUAGAACGUACCAUUCGGUAUGUAUUGAUACGUGUUGAAUGUGUUGAACGAACUGAUUAUAAUGAUAAUAAUCAUUAUCAAACAACAUCAAAUCAUCAAAGAAAAUAUACUUUUGAAGAAUUAAAUGAUGAAUUAGAAGCAUUACAUCAUGUACGAAUGAAUUUAAAUGAUUUUAUUAAUCGUAAUCAAGAUUUAACUGUUGAUCAAUUAUGUAUGUUAAAAGAUUUGAAACAUCGUUUAUAUGGUGCUAUACAAAAACUUAAAGAAGCAACGUGUUGUAAUACGAAUUCGAAUGAUCCAACAACGAUGACGAUUAUACCUAAAUCACCGAAAAAGAAUACAAAUAAAUCCAAUUAUCGUAAUCAAAAAAAUAAACAUUUGAAUACCCAAUUAUCGGUGAACAGUGGUGGUGGUGGUGGUACAUCGAUGACCAAAGAUCAAUCAUUCAAUCCAUUAGCAUUUGGUGGUGCAGAUUGUCCGACAAUGAUACGUUUUUUUGUCAAUCAAAUCCAUAAAAAUAAUCCAGAUAUUAGGGUGAAUCCUGUAUCAUCAUCAUCAUCAUUGGAUCAUCAAUUAGAAUCAUUUUCACUGAAUCCAUCACCAUUUUCACCGAAUCCAUCACCAUGAAACAAAAACAAAACAUUCUUUCCUCACUUUUUUUUCGAUUGAUCAUAAUCAACUUAUUUUGUUUCGUUUACUUUUUUUCAUUCAU
Dermatophagoides pteronyssinus (European house dust mite) is the source of this 820-nucleotide messenger RNA. RefSeq lists its product as uncharacterized. The record is from RefSeq and is a predicted model, not a curated record. NCBI's taxonomy places the organism in Eukaryota, Metazoa, Arthropoda, Arachnida, Sarcoptiformes, Pyroglyphidae.